GCGCGCGUGCGCGUGCGCGUGCGCGUGCGCGCCCGGGCGAGGGUGACGGGGUCCCCGCCGGCCCGAGCAUCGCGCGCCUCAGCCGCGGCCCCGCAGCUCCGCCCCCGGCCCGGCUCGGCCCGGCCCCGGGCCCGCUCGCCCGCCGCCCCGCAUGGAGCUGUCAGCCAUCGGCGAGCAGGUGUUCGCGGUGGAGAGCAUCCGGAAGAAGCGCGUGCGGAAGGGUAAAGUCGAAUAUCUGGUGAAAUGGAAAGGAUGGCCUCCAAAGUACAGCACAUGGGAGCCGGAAGAGCACAUCCUGGACCCCCGCCUGGUCAUGGCCUAUGAGGAGAAGGAGGAGAGAGACCGAGCGUCGGGGUAUAGGAAGAGAGGUCCGAAACCCAAGCGGCUUCUGCUGCAGCGGCUGUACAGCAUGGACCUGCGGAGCUCGCACAAGGCCAAGGGCAAGGAGAAGCUGUGCUUCUCUCUGACGCGCCCACUCGGCAGCGGGAGCCCUGAGGGGGUGGUCAAGGCAGGGGCACCCAUGGUGGACAAGGGCCCCAUGGUGCCCGCCCUGCCCUUCCCGCUCCGCAAGCCGCGGAAGGCCCACAAGUACCUGCGGCUCUCACGCAAGAAGUUCCCGCCCCGCGGGCCCGACCUGGAGAGUCACAGCCAUCCACGGGAGCUCUUCCUGCAGGAGCCAGCAGCCCCGGACGUCCUGCAGGCGGCCAGCGAGUGGGAGCCUGCUGAGCAGCCCCCCGAGGAGGAGGAUGCAGACCUGGCCGAGGGGCCACCUCCUUGGACACCCGUGCUCCCCGCAAGUGAAGUGACAGUGACCGAUAUCACCGCCAACUCCGUCACCGUCACCUUCCGGGAGGCCCAGGCGGCUGAAGGUUUCUUCCGGGACCGCGGCGGGAAGUUCUGAGUCACCAUUUUUACUCUUCGUAAACUGUUUGCUUUUGGGCUUGGGGUGGGGACUUCCAGAGAU
Molecule: messenger RNA, 964 nt
Organism: Nyctereutes procyonoides (raccoon dog)
Lineage: Eukaryota; Metazoa; Chordata; Mammalia; Carnivora; Canidae
Gene: CBX7
Product: chromobox 7
Exons: 6
Coding region: 152-901 (249 amino acids)
Biological process (GO): negative regulation of transcription by RNA polymerase II
Cellular component (GO): PRC1 complex
Source: RefSeq, a predicted model, not a curated record